Messenger RNA from Protopterus annectens (West African lungfish), 2736 nucleotides. It is a transcript of the gene IL2RB, whose product is annotated as interleukin 2 receptor subunit beta. The record is from RefSeq and is a predicted model, not a curated record. NCBI's taxonomy places the organism in Eukaryota, Metazoa, Chordata, Ceratodontiformes, Protopteridae. Gene Ontology annotation, cellular component: external side of plasma membrane. Gene Ontology annotation, biological process: immunoglobulin mediated immune response; cytokine-mediated signaling pathway. The transcript is spliced from 9 exons. Gene Ontology annotation, molecular function: cytokine receptor activity; protein binding. The coding region runs from base 40 to 1728 and encodes 562 amino acids.
AUUUAUUGAUGCUUUCAGGAUGAAUUCUAUUAUGCAAUCAUGAAACAGUCUGCCUUCCAAGUCCUUUUUUCUCUCCUGAUAAUGGUGAUGACUGCUGAAGGGACAUCAGACCUCCAGUGUACAUCGGAUGGUAAUAAAAUGGUGAACUGCAUUUGGCAUACCAAUAGAAGCUCAUCUGAAGCAUUCUGUGACCUGACAACAGGAUCUGAUCCUAAGACUACGUGUAAACUAAAGAAGAUGUACAACUCAUCUGCCAUGAAAUGCAGCUUGACGGCAAAUGUAUUCCCAGAUUUUAAAAUGGAAAUUGUAGCAUCAUGUAAAGAAAACACCUCCACAGUGAAUGUAACAGAGCUCCAUGGGUUUUAUCCAAUGCAACAAGUUCAAUUCCUACCUCCAUAUAACCUAAUGGCAGACGUUAAGAUUGAGGCAGAAAAUACAAUUAUAUCAUGGACUAUGCAUCUUGAUAUUUGUGGAUUUGGUGGCAAAGUAUAUGAAAUAAGAUAUAAACCCAAGAAAGAUAGCUGGGAAAGUUCAAAUAGUCUCACACUAACGAAUGAACAGACGUGGGUGAAAAUUGAAAAAAACGACCAAGUUGCUAAUGAAACAUAUGAAGCCCAGGUUCGAAUAAAGCCCUCAGGAUUAAAAUAUUGUAAUGGAAUCUGGAGUGAAUGGAGCAAACCUGCAGAAUGGACAACAAAUGCUGAAGAGGUCCAUACAGCAUCAAUAUCUGGCCUUCCUGAAAAUCAGAACUUGAAUUAUUAUGUCUACCUACUGGCGCCUGGAGCAUUGUCUGUUAUGAUGGUUCUUAUCUUCAUCCGAUGCUGCAAUUCAGAAAAUUUGACUAUAAGACAUAAGAAGAUUCCAAACCCUGCUAAAUUCUUUGAUCCACUAAUUUCAUUCCAUGGAGGAAACUUCCAGAAAUGGCUUGGGACAGCUUUUUCAGAAGAGCUAUAUACUAUGGCUGGUAGCAUCACAGACAUGUCUGAUCUGCAUGUCUUCCCAAGUAAGGAGGCAACAAAUUUAUCAAAAAAGGAUCCUCCCAUGACACAGGUAACUUUGGAGACCAGUGGUCAGUCAGUGUCAAGCUUCCAUAACCAAGGCUAUUUCCUUUUCCGAUACUCGAACUCAGUUGAAGUAGAUCCCUGCCAAGUCUAUUUUACCUAUGAUCCAUUUACAUCUGAUUCAAGCAGUGAUUAUAGUGGGGCCUAUGAAAAUCUUGCUUCACCAGAAACCAUCCAUUCAGAAGUGCCAUCAUUUUCUCGCGAUGAUGAAACUGUGACACAUUCUGAAGGUACGAAUGAGUCCAACACUGAAAGGAAUCCUCAGAACAAUUCACUGUCUCUAACAUUACAUGGACUACCUGCCAGUUCUGAGGAUAUGUUAAAUAACUCACUGCAGGGUUUUAAUAAAGCUUUGGAAAAUAAUGAUUGCUCAAAUGAAAACAGGGAAUCCUCUUUGUUUGCUGGUUUCCCCCCUUUCUUUGGAAUGGAUACUUCAAGACUGAACAACUCAUUUGGGAAAAAAAUUGAGACACAAGUAGAACAUACUGAUCCAGAAAUGACAGAUGAGAGUGAAAAGAUGACCCAAAUAACAAAUUGUGCCACAUCAGACCCUAGACAUGACACAUCUAAUGGAUCAAGUGCUCCAUCUUUGAUUACUGGCUACAUCAGUGCAGAUUAUCUGUCCUUUAAAGAAGUACAGGAUAAAUACAGUAACCAUUCUAUAUAGGGUAAACUGCAAGAAGCUGAAACCUGCAACAGGAUUGUUUAAAGAAAGUUUUAUACCUAGAAGUUGGAUUACUUAGAAGCAAACACAAGAGUCCUAAGGUGCCUGGGUUUGAAUUCUUUGUGUAUUAGUAUGUUGUGGGACUUAUUUCAAGUCAUGUGGCUUCUUUGUUGACAUUUGUCACUAAUGUACAAAGAGCAUGACACUGGUUCUGCCUACUGCUUGUAGUACAAAGAUACCAUUCAACCAAUUUCAGACUUUUUACCUUGGUGGCAUUGAUUCUGGUGAUGCCGUAAGAUGCCUUUAGUUUAUAUGAUAUCAAUGAAGUGUUUCUAAUACUGAUUAAGACGGAAGAUAGUGUGGAAAAAUGUGCAACAAAAACAUGAGCAGCUUUUUGAAGUUGCUUGCACACAACUUUUUUAUAAAUGAAGCCACCUAUUGGCAUGUAAAUAUAUCUGUAAAUGUCUAAUCACAGUUGCAUAAAGGAUCAUGGCUAAAAUUCGCUGCUGAAGACAUCAAAGAAACGCUUAUGUUUAACUAUGAGUACUAAUUUUCUUUAAGAUGCUAUAAGCUAGUACAUCUCAGUUUAAAAGGUCAGAAAAAAACAGAGGUAUGCAAACUUAACUACUGAUAUUUCUUCUGAAUGAAAUAGUCACUUUUUUAAUAAAAGCAGCUGGAAAGAAAUGGAAUAACUCAUAGCUUAUACAUGAACACGUACACCCUGUAAUAUGCUGUCAAUAGCUCAUAUAUAUUUCCAGUAUAUAUUUACUAAUGUUUACUUUUUCAUCACUUUCGGCUGGGAAAGUUAUUUGAAUUCAUAAAACAUUUAAAAUUCACUCUAAUGAAGUAUUUGAAUGUCUUAGCACUUUAUAAUCCACAGCGGUUGAUAAAUGUCAAAUGAAAUGUUAACAUUUAGUGAAGCAGAUGACAGAAGAAACAUAAUGUAAGCAAAAAUGGGUUAAAUUCAUCUUAACAGAGAAGUGACAGGAAAUAUGAAAUGUUAUUGUGUGU